AGCAGCGGAGAGAGAGACGCGCAGAGAGAGAGUAUGGGGCGCGCGGAUCGGCUGGAAUAAGAAACAUUUCCCAACACUUUUACAAACUUUCUCAACUCGGCCGACAGAUAUGGAUAUCAUCAUUUUGAGCACAUUGCCCCUACUUGCAGUGUUGGGGGGCGCAGGAGCCCAGUACACACCCGCUCAAAUGGGACAUGCGGAGAAAGGCGGCUGCACCUUUGAUGACGGUCCAGCACAAUGCGAUUACCAGCAGGACCCGUACGACGACUUCGACUGGACACAUGUCAGUGCUCAAGAAGUGCCGUUCCUGCCCUCCGACCUGCCCCAGGGCUCGUACAUGAUGGUGGACACCUCGCAGCACGAUUAUGGAGAAAAGGCUCGUUUGCAACUGCCCGUGAUGAAGGAAAACGACACCCACUGCAUUGACUUCAACUAUCUCCUGUACUGUCCGGACGGCUCCAGUCCCGGGACGCUCAAUGUGCUGGUGAAGGUCAAUAAAGGGCCAUUGGCGAACCCCAUCUGGAACAUCACCGCCUGCACCGGCAAAGACUGGAUGAAGGCGGAGCUCGCCGUCAGCACCUUCUGGCCCAAUGAGUAUCAGGUGAUCUUCGAGGCAGAGGUGACCAAUGGCAGACGAGGAUUCAUCGCCAUCGACGACAUCCAGGUGCUCAGUUACCCAUGCGAUAAAUCUCCUCAUUUUCUGCGUUUGGGUGAUGUGGAGGUAAACGCCGGACAGAACGCCACAUUUCAGUGCAUCGCCACUGUACGGGAUGCCGUCAACAACAAACUCUGGCUUCAGCGGCGUAACGGCGAGGAUAUUCCCGUGGCGGAGAAGAAAAACAUCAACCACAGGAAGUUUGCAGCAUCUUUCCGCCUGAAGGAGGUCAGCAGUCAGGACCAGGACCUGUACCGCUGCGUCACGCAGUCGGAGAGGGGCUCCGGGGUCUCCAACUUCGCUGGACUCAUCGUCAGAGAGCCGCCGAGACCCAUCGCUCCGCCUCAGCUGCUGGGUGUCGGACCCACUUACCUGCUGAUCCAGCUCAAUGCCAACUCCAUAUUCGGGGACGGGCCCAUCAUCCUAAAGGAGGUGGAGUACCGCAUGACGUCCGGCAGCUGGACCGAGACCCACGCCGUCAACUCACCCAACUACAAGCUCUGGCACUUGGAUCCCGACACAGAGUAUGAGAUCCGCGUGCUGCUGACUCGUCCUGGAGAGGGGGGCACCGGACAGCCCGGGCCUGCGCUCAUCACCAGAACCAAGUGUGCAGAGCCCAUGCGGACCCCCAAGAGCUUGAAGAUCGCGGAGACGCAGGCACGCUUCAUCGCUGUGGACUGGGAGUCUCUGGGCUACAACAUCACCCGCUGCCACACCUUCAACGUCACCAUCUGCUACCACUACCACAAAACCCCCAAUCACAGCAAGGCCGACUGCCUGGAGAUGGACCCCAAGGCCCCGCGGCACGUGGUGGGAAACCUGCCACCCAACACCAACGUCAGCCUGAAGAUGAUCCUGACCAACCCAGAGGGGCGCAAGGAGAGCGAUGAGACCCUCAUCCAGACCCAGGAGGAUAGUUCCGGGCCGGUUCCCAAGGAGUUUGUGCGAGCGACACCGUCUGAGGAUAAGAUCUCUCUGCAGUGGAAAGAGCCUCUGGAGCCCAACGGCAUAAUAACACAGUAUGAGAUCAGCUACAGCAGUGUGCACUCCUUCGACCCGUCCGUCCCGCUGCUGCGUCCCCCACUACUGGUGUCUCUGCCCUGGAACAUGUCCCGCUACAACUUCACUCUGCUUCACCCUGGCACAACAUACCAGUUUCUGAUCCGCGCCAGCACCAGCAAGGGCUUCGGACCCCCCACCACACUCAACGUCACCACCAACAUAUCAGCCCCGACGCUGGAGGAGUAUGAUGGGUCAGAGGCAUCCCUGAACGAGACGGCCACCACCAUCACUGUCCUGCUGAAGCCUGCGCAGGCUAAAGGAGCACCCAUCAGUGCCUAUCAGAUAGUGGUGAAGGAGAUCAACCCUCAUCGCGGGCGCCGUGAGGCCAGUGGAGGCGAGUGUUACCGGGAGCCAGUGUCCUAUCAGAACGCCGUCAGCUCCGGCCUGCCUUAUUACUUUGCUGCAGAGAUUCCUCCCAGAAAUCUGCAGGAAACCGCUGCCUUUUACUGUGGAGACAACAAAACCUACCACGGCUACUGGAACGCUCCUCUCGCACCCCGCAAAGACUACAACAUCUACUUCCAGGCAGUCAGCCGAGUGGAGAAGGAGAGUAAAACGCAGUGUUUGAAACUGGCCUUUAAAGGUGGAGCACAUGGGAAACCUAGGUUUCUUUUGGAAGAUGUGUUAGAGAGGCCAGCAGGGGGCACUUACCUGCAGUUGAAGCUGGCCAAGAAGCGUAAGGACGCCAUCGGAAACACCCGUCAGGAGAUGACCCACAUGGUGAACUCCAUGGACCGCAGUUACGCCGACCAGAGCACGCUGCACGCCGAGGAGCCCAUGACAGUCACAUUCAUGGACUCGCACAACUUCAGCAACCGCUAUGAGAACCACACUGCGGCAGCGGCGGCGGCGGAGAAUAGCAGACUGCUGGACAUCCCACGAUACCACUGCGAGGGGACAGAGUCGCCCUAUCAGACGGGACAGCUCCAUCCGGCCAUACGGGUGGCGGAUCUGCUGCAGCACAUCAACCUGAUGAAGACCUCAGACAGCUACGGCUUCAAGGAGGAGUAUGAGAGUUUCUUUGAGGGUCAGUCUGCUUCCUGGGACGCAGCAAAGAAAGAGCAAAAUCGAACGAAGAAUCGAUAUGGGAACAUCAUUGCAUAUGAUCAUUCUCGAGUGAUCCUGCAGCCCAUGGAAGACGACCCCUCGUCCGACUACAUAAAUGCCAACUACAUUGAUGGAUACCAGCGGCCCAGUCAUUACAUCGCAACUCAAGGUCCUGUCCACGAGACGGUGUAUGACUUCUGGAGAAUGAUCUGGCAGGAGCAGUCGGCCUGUAUCGUCAUGGUAACCAACCUAGUGGAGGUGGGCCGGGUCAAAUGCUAUAAGUACUGGCCUGAUGAUGCUGAAGUUUACGGAGAUUUUAAAGUCACAUUUGUGGAGGUGGAGCCGCUCGCUGAAUAUGUCGUCAGGACGUUCACUCUGGAGAGGAGGGGUUUCAAUGAGGUGCGAGAGGUGAAGCAGUUUCAUUUCACGGGCUGGCCUGAUCAUGGAGUGCCGUAUCACGCCACUGGCCUGCUGUCCUUCAUCAGACGAGUCAAGAUGUCCAACCCACCCACCGCUGGGCCUAUAGUCGUCCACUGCAGUGCCGGAGCUGGACGGACCGGAUGUUACAUCGUGAUCGACAUCAUGUUGGACAUGGCUGAGAGAGAAGGAGUGGUGGAUAUCUAUAACUGCGUCAAGGCUCUGCGCUCCAGACGAAUCAACAUGGUUCAGACUGAGGAGCAGUAUAUUUUCAUCCACGAUGCCAUCCUGGAGGCGUGUUUGUGUGGCGAGACGGCCAUCCCUGUGUGUGAGUUUAAAGCUGCGUAUUACGACAUGAUCCGCAUCGACUCGCAGAGCAACUCCUCGCACCUCAAAGACGAGUUCCAGACACUGAACUCGGUGACUCCUCAGCCUCAGCCUGAAGACUGCAGCAUUGCUCUGCUUCCCCGAAAUCACGACAAGAACCGCUUCAUGGACAACCUGCCGCCGGACCGCUGCCUGCCCUUCCUCAUCACCAUCGACGGAGAGAGCAGCAACUACAUCAACGCCGCGCUCAUGGAUAGCUACAGGCAGCCGGCCGCCUUCAUCGUGACACAACACCCAUUGCCCAACACCGUCAAGGACUUCUGGAGGCUGGUGUAUGAUUACGGAUGCACCUCCAUCGUUAUGCUGAACGAGAUCGAUUUGGCUCAGGGCUGUCCACAGUACUGGCCCGAGGAGGGAAUGCUCCGAUACGGCCCUGUCCAAGUGGACUGCAUAUCCUGCUCCAUGGACUGCGAUGUCAUCAGUCGUCUUUUCAGGAUAUGCAACCUGACCAGGCCUCAGGAAGGAUACCUGAUGGUCCGGCAGUUCCAGUAUUUGGGGUGGGCGGGGCAUAGGGAGGUUCCCGCCUCCAAGCGCUCCUUCCUCAAACUGAUCCUGCAGGUGGACAAAUGGCAGGAGGAGUGUGAAGAAGGAGAUGGACGCACCAUCAUACACUGCCUGAACGGAGGCGGCCGCAGCGGGAUGUUCUGUGCUAUCAGUAUUGUGUGUGAGAUGAUAAAGCGUCAGAAUGUGGUGGAUGUUUUUCAUGCGGUGAAGAGUCUGCGCAACAGCAAACCCAACAUGGUGGACAGUCCGGAGCAGUACCGCUUCUGCUACGAUCUGGCGCUGGAGUUCAUCGAGACCUCAUAAUGGAGUCUGAGCUGAUCUAGUGUCAGUCGGAGAAACACACAGCGUGGAGAUCUCUGCGUCCGCCCUGACCGUCACCCGCUCGACUCGGUGUUUUAUCAGCUCUCUUUGAUUUCAUUUUUUUAAAAACAUUUUAAUUUUUCUAGUCAUUUCUGUGCAGCCAUUUAAAGCGAGUUGUUGCAUGCGGAAGACGCUCUUUAUUUCUCUGUGUCUCUCACUGUUCCUGUUUAUAAGCAUAUAUAUAUUCGUAUUCGUGUAAAUGGACAUUGUUCUGAAAGGAAAAAAGCAAACAUGUUUAUCCGGCGAUGGAGAGCGCGUCACUUUGGCUCAAAAAAAAGACUCUGCAUUCCGCUAGAAUGGCUGGCUUCCUGUGUUUUUAUUAUCGUUUUUAUUCAGAGUUUUUUUAUUACUGUUACUUUUCCUCUCAUUUUUCGGUAGCAGAUGAUGACCAUAAGCCAAAGACUUGUGUAAAUAUGUCGAUACGGAUGAAGCACAUUGUUUGUAUUUAUUGUUUACUUGCUUUUUUGGAAGCUCAAAACAAUCAUUGUCAUUCCUCGAUUAGCCGAAGUUCACACUGCAGACACAGACACUCUUUUUUUUAAGUAUGAGCUAGUUGAAGUAGUGUUAUUAUUAUUAUUUUUGUUAUGUUGUUGUAUUUGAAAAUCGUUUCAUUUGAAAUCCUCUUGUGCGUUUCUGUGGGGUUUUUUUGUGAUAUUUUGCCGAGGAGAUCUCCAAGAGGAGCAAAGAGAAGAGCUCUAUUUUUUUUCGGAUGUUUUCACAUUUGUAUCGGGCUGGAAAUGGAGAGGGAAAACAAGAAAACAAACAAUGAAGUGUAUGCAUUUCAAGAUAUAUACAGUAUUAGACUCUAGUGUAUUCAGGAGCAAAGCCAAUUUAAGAAGAAGAAGAAGACUGCAGCCAGUGUUGAUGCGGAUUUUAUACGAAACAAAACAAGGACAAAAAAAUGUCAUCAUGUGAAAUAAUAAGUUGUGUAUUUUUUGUCUGUAGUUGUUGGCUUUAUGGCUGUAAUACAAUGUCAAAUAGUACAAAUACUUUGAAUAAAAAACAGAUAUGUGAA
Danio aesculapii is the source of this 5447-nucleotide messenger RNA. It is a transcript of the gene ptprk, whose product is annotated as protein tyrosine phosphatase receptor type K. Gene Ontology annotation, biological process: protein dephosphorylation. Gene Ontology annotation, cellular component: membrane. The record is from RefSeq and is a predicted model, not a curated record. NCBI's taxonomy places the organism in Eukaryota, Metazoa, Chordata, Actinopteri, Cypriniformes, Danionidae. Gene Ontology annotation, molecular function: protein binding; protein tyrosine phosphatase activity.